AUGCCGUCGCCGUUCCCCUUCAAUCCCUCCAUGAUCCCAACCGUGCCGACGCGGAAGGCGCUCUUGAUUCUGGACCUGCAGAACGACUUCGUGUCACCGGACGGCCCACUGUACGCGACGGAGCCCGAGGACUUCGUCAACCGUACCUUGGAUCUGGCCAAGGCGUUCCGGGACUCGGGCGCGGGCGAUGUGAUCUGGGUGCGCAGCGAGUUUGAGAGCCACUGUUCGCUAUUGGAAGGCGGAGACCAGAUCAUCACGGCCGAGACCAUGCUGCGCCCCCAGAAGAUGGCGCCGUCGCGAGGGCGCCAGCCGACCUCCACCGCGCAUGACAGCGCCGCCAUGGAGGCCGACGAAGAGGCCUUCCUGAGCACCGGCGCCGACGGCGAGAAGCAGCCGUGUGUCCGCAAGGGGACGCGCGGCGCCGAGUUCGCGCCGGAAGUGAAGGCGGCCAUCGACACGGGCCGCGAUAUCGUCUUCACCAAGACGCGCUACAGUGCGUUCGCCUCCGGGCAGCAGCAGCUGGUGCAAUUGCUCCGGAGGCGGUUCGUGACCAAGAUGUAUCUCUGCGGUGCGCUGACAAACAUCAGCAUCUACGCGACGGCACUGGGAGCGGGCCAGCACGGCUAUGAGGCGACCCUGCUCGACGACUGCUGCGGCUUCCGGAACACGAUGCGGCACCUCAACGCCGUGCGCCAGCUCGUGGAUCUGACGGGCUGCGAGGUCAUCAGCUCGGAGACGCUGCUCGAGCAGCUGUCGCCCGGCCACGCCCCGCAAAAACAGUCCACCGGCCUCUCACCGUCCAUCUCCAAGAUCACGCUGGAUCUCGGCAGCAGUGGGUCUCCAGAAAGGCCCCCCGCACCGGCUUCCCGGCCAACCACGCCCAAAGCUCCUUCGCCGCAGCCGGAUCGGGCCGAGCGCGAGAGCACAACACCGCCCGUCCCGGGAAGCUCCAGUCGCGGCAGUCCAACAGUGGGCGCGACACGCCCUUCGAAAGACAGCGGAUCGCGGGACGCCGACUCCGACACGUCAUCGUCCGAGAGUGAGUCAACGCGCGACCCGGAAAGGAAGUCGGGAGAAGCGCAGAGAAGUGAGAGUCCUGCGAAGGCUGAGUCGAGCAAAUCAGAGAGCUCCAAAGGUCCGAUCCCUACCCCCGAGGCAGGCAGCACUGAAGCUGAAAAGCCCAGGGUAGUCAAUCGGGUCGCACGGCGCGUGAAGCGCCCGAGUCCGGAUAAGAACUCAGAAGCCACCAAAGAAGGCACGACUCCCGCCCACGACGCCGAACAGAAGCGAUUGCCGCGAGACAUGGCAGCGCAACCCGCCCCCGUCUCCUCCGAGCCUCUGUGCGAGGGUGACACCACCAUCAUCACGAAUGUGCUGUCCCCCGCCCUCGCGGCCGAUGCCUUCGAGCGUCUGCUGGAGGAGGUUAGCUGGGCAGGCAUGUCCCACAUGGGCGGCGAAGUACCGCGGCGCAUAGCCGUGCAGGGCGCCAUCGCCGACGACGGCAGCAUGCCCGUGUACCGACACCCGGCCGACGAGUCGCCUCCACUGCUGCCCUUCUCGCCGACCGUGUUGCUGAUCAAGGACGAGAUCGAGAAGCACCUGGGCCACCCGCUCAACCACGUGCUUAUCCAGCACUACCGCACCGGCAACGACUACAUCAGUGAGCACAGCGAUAAGACGCUGGACAUUGUCCGCGGCAGCUUCAUUGCCAACGUCAGCCUGGGCGCCGAGCGCACCAUGGUUUUCCGCACCAAGCGGCCACCCAAGGACAAGGAGAGCAAAUCCUCUCCCACCAACGACGCGAAACCAGCAGCGACAGCGGCAGCUCCCCCCGACCCAAAACGCCAGACCGUCCGCGCCGCCCUCCCGCACAACUCGCUCUGCCGCAUGGGCCUGCAGACCAACGCGCGCUGGCUGCACGCGAUCCGGCAAGACAAGCGCCUCGACCGCGAGAAGACCGCCGCCGAACUAGCCUACUCCGGCGCGCGCAUCAGCCUCACCUUCCGGCAGAUCGGUACCUUCAUCGACGCCUCGCAGUCCCGCAUCUGGGGCCAGGGCGCCACCUCCAAGACGCGCGAGCGCGCCAGGCCCGUGGUGAACGGCCAGACGGAGCAGGCCGUGCGGCUGCUGCAGGCGUUUGGCGCCGAGAACAACCGCUGCUUUGUGGAAGGGUCUGACGACUGGAACGACGUCUACGGGCAGGGGUUCGACGUCCUGCACAUGGGCACGCCCAAGCGCUUCUUUGCGGCGGCGCGGGACUGCCUUGGCAAUCUCUGCGUGGCGCUGGCGCUCGCGGAGCUCGGGCUGGGCGCGGCCAAGGGGAGCGUGGAGGCCGGAGAGGGCAGGUUCGAGGAUAACGACCCCGGCCGGACGGUCGUGCAUGGGUGUGGGAGUGUGUUACGGUACCUGGAUGCCGUGUAUGGCCCCGGGAGGAGGUGCGAUCACAUGCUGCCCGGGGAGGUGGCGCGGCGGGUGGUGAGGCUGCAGAGGGGGCUGGAGCUGCUACCCAGGUGGAGGCGCGCGCUGGAAGAGGCCGGUUUACUACUAGUACUACCAUCCGGUGGGGAUCGCGAUGAUGAUGAUGAUGAUGAUGGAAAAGCGAGCGCGGAGCAAACCAAGAUUGUCGCAGGGCUCCUGAGCAAGGAGCUGGCGGAGUGGGAGGGGUUCGCGAAGGAGGCUGCUGUUACCACCACUGCCGCGGCGUCUGCCAUCAGCACAUACCCGCAGGAUCCCGGCAGCUCGACGCAGACGAGUGCCGACGGCGCCUUCUACAUCGCUGGCGGCAACCAGCCCUCACCGGCUGACUUUGCCGUGUGGCCGGUGCUGCACGACAUGGUGCGGGUCUGUGGUGAGAAGCUGCUGGGGGAGCACCUGGGGCGGUAUUAUGCGGCCUUCAAGAAACGGAGCGCUGCCGCAAAGGCGUUGGAUGUGGUGCGGUCCAAGUGA
Molecule: messenger RNA, 2946 nt
Organism: Chaetomium strumarium
Lineage: Eukaryota; Fungi; Ascomycota; Sordariomycetes; Sordariales; Chaetomiaceae
Exons: 1
Coding region: 1-2946 (981 amino acids)
Biological process (GO): DNA alkylation repair; DNA repair
Cellular component (GO): nucleus
Molecular function (GO): dioxygenase activity
Source: RefSeq, a predicted model, not a curated record